AUGGGGCGCCAUAUUGUAUUUUUCUUGAUGCUGUUUUGUGUGUUUACAUUGUGUGAAAUGAGGAAAAAAACAAUGGAUUAUCCGACUGAGAAGCAGCUUACCUUACAAAGGAAGGAGACUACACCAGUUGACUUUACGAGGCUAUUGGUGAUGAGAGUUGUUUACGGGUUGGCUAAAGCGAUGGGUUUCCAGGAGCCAAUUAGUGAAGUACUGAACGGAGCACUCGUUCCGCCAGGAGCUGAUGAUGACGACGACUUCGAUGAUGAUGAUGAUGAUGACAUCUUCAGUGAUUAUUGACGACUGCCGUGAAUUUGUUGAGUAUUUGUA
Molecule: messenger RNA, 327 nt
Organism: Vanessa atalanta (red admiral)
Lineage: Eukaryota; Metazoa; Arthropoda; Insecta; Lepidoptera; Nymphalidae
Exons: 1
Coding region: 1-297 (98 amino acids)
Source: RefSeq, a predicted model, not a curated record